Molecule: messenger RNA, 1809 nt
Organism: Miscanthus lutarioriparius
Lineage: Eukaryota; Viridiplantae; Streptophyta; Magnoliopsida; Poales; Poaceae
Source: the annotation of a GenBank genome assembly
AUGGCGGCCUCUGCCGCCGCGGGGUGCACGUGGGACCCAACCGUCUCGUUGCGGCUUGGCCACCCUGCGUUGGUGCUCCUCGAGCGGUGCCGCGGGGCGCGGCCGUUCCGGGCCAUCCUCGCCCACCUGCUCCGCCUCGGCCUCGCCUUGGAGACGUUCCCUAUGAGCCGGCUCCUCCACUUCGCCACCGCCGUGUCCUCCCCGCGCCUCACGCGCGAGGCUGAGCUCCUCUUCCACCAUUUCACGCCCCGCCCCAAUCUCUACAUCUAUAACCUCAUGCUCUCCGCGGCGGCGGCGGCCCGCGACUCCUCCUCGCCGCCCCAGGCGGCGGCUCUCUACCGUUCCAUGCUCGCGUCGUCCGUCCUCCCCGACGAACAGACCUUCCUCGCGCUGCUGAGGUCGGUGGAACGCCUGUCCGCGGGGAGGCAGGUGCACGCCCAUGUCGUCGUGAGUGGUUUGCAGUCGCGCGUGUACCUGCGGAACUCGCUGAUCAAGAUGUACAUCGACGCCGGGGAUGUGGAGACGGCCGAGCUGAUGUUCCGUUCUGUGCUGGUGUUGGAUUCCGUGUCUUGCAAUAUCAUGCUAUCCGGGUAUGUGAAUGAAGGGUGCAGCCUGAAGGCGCUGUGCUUUUUCCGUGAUAUGGCAUCCAGGGGGAUUGUUGUUGAUCAGUAUACAGCUGUUGCUCUGCUCACUUGCUGUGGGCGCCUGAAGACCGUGCUUCUUGGGAGGUCUGUUCAUGGCGUCAUCGUGCGGAGAAUGGAUGCAGGAGAUCGUGGGUUGAUUCUGGUAAAUGCCCUUUUGGAUAUGUAUGCAAAAUGUGGAAGAAUGAACUCAGCAAAAAGAGUCUUUGGUGAAGCUAGUGAGAAGGAUGGCAUUUCAUGGAACACUAUGGUUUCAGGUUUUGCAAAUGCUGGCAUGUUGGACCUCGCUAGCAGAUUUUUUUCUGAGGCACCUUCCAAGGAUCUAAUUUCCUGGAAUGCGCUUCUCGCUGGAUAUGCUAGAUACAAAGGUUUCAAUGAAGUGAUGAAACUAUUCCAUGAUAUGCUUGCCAGUUGUGUAAAUCCGGAUAAGGUGACUGCUGUUACCUUGAUCUCUGCGGCAGCAGGUAAGGGAUCAUUGAAUCAUGCAAAGAGUAUCCACGGUUGGGUGGUGAAAGAAUUUGGUCAUCAGGAUGCUUUUUUGGCAUCAGCCCUUGUAGACAUGUGUUGCAAAUGUGGAAAUGUUAAAGUAGCUUAUUACGUGUUCGAGAAAGCCUUCGACAAAGAUGUUACCUUGUGGACAGCCAUGAUCUCUGGCCUUGCAUUCAAUGGCCAUGGAACUGAAGCAUUGGAGCUAUUUUGGAAGAUGCAAGCUGAGGUCGUAGCACCUAAUGGUGUCACAUUGCUUGCUGUUCUCAGUGCAUGCAGUCAUGCUGGCCUGCUGGACGAAGGGUGUAAGAUUUUUGAUGCUAUGAAGCAAAGAUACAGUAUUGAACCAGUGAUAGAACAUUUUGGGUGUAUGGUUGAUCUCCUUGCACGGUCAGGUAAGCUGAUUGAUGCAUUAGCUUUGGCUAGGAGGAUGCCGAUGAGGCCAAGUCGAUCUAUAUGGGGUUCCAUUUUAAAUGCGAGUUUGGCUGGUCAAAAUACUGAAGUUGCAGAAAUCGCUUCAAAAGAACUCCUUCGUCUUGACCCAGCAGAAGAAGGUGGAUACAUCUUGCUUUCCAACUUGUAUGCGGCUGGAGGUCACUGGAACCACAGUGACGAAGUGAGGCAGAACAUGGAAAGAAAAGGAGUGAGAAAAUCAGCAGGUGCUAGUAAUUUUGGAUGUUGA